This is a messenger RNA of Eublepharis macularius, 2347 nucleotides long. It is a transcript of the gene ISCA1, whose product is annotated as iron-sulfur cluster assembly 1. Gene Ontology annotation, molecular function: 2 iron, 2 sulfur cluster binding. Bases 128 to 517 code for a protein of 129 amino acids. Gene Ontology annotation, biological process: iron-sulfur cluster assembly. The transcript is spliced from 4 exons. The record is from RefSeq and is a predicted model, not a curated record. NCBI's taxonomy places the organism in Eukaryota, Metazoa, Chordata, Lepidosauria, Squamata, Eublepharidae. Gene Ontology annotation, cellular component: cytoplasm; mitochondrion.
AGACGUAAACAGUGCGCCAGUACGUCGAGCGCUGCGUCCCUUCGUCCGCGGUGGCCAUGGCCAACCUCAGAGGACAGGGCUGAGGGGGUGGGGGAGAGGAAGGCCGAGAGAGGUGGUCGGAGGCGCCAUGGCCUCGUCAAUGGUGAGGGCCACUGUCCGGGCCGUGAGUAAGAGGAAGAUUCAAGCUACCAGAGCGGCACUUACACUGACACCCUCUGCUGUAAAUAAGAUAAAACAGCUGCUUAAAGACAAACCUGACCAUGUAGGAGUUAAAGUUGGUGUCCGCACAAGAGGCUGUAAUGGACUUUCUUACACCCUAGAAUAUACAAAAGCAAAGGGGGAUUCUGAUGAAGAAGUAGUACAGGAUGGUGUUAGAGUGUUUAUUGAAAAGAAAGCACAGCUGACACUACUAGGAACUGAAAUGGACUAUAUAGAAGACAAACUGUCCAGUGAAUUUGUCUUCAACAACCCAAACAUCAAAGGAACAUGCGGCUGUGGAGAAAGCUUCAACAUUUGAAAUCUCAGGACUAUUCCCAUGAUUUUAAACAUCACAAAACUGCUUUCUUGAAGUAAUCAAUUGGGACUUUUUCGUGUCUUUAGACUUCGUAAAAUAUGGCUGCCUUUUUAAGAAAAUAAAAGCACUGCAUUUUGAAAAUGUAAUCGGUGUGUUAGAUUUCAGUUCUCAUGCACUCAGGUUUGAGAAAGGGUGAUCUGUCUGCAAAACCUAAGAACACAAGAGGUACAAUAACACAUUUCUAAUUUGAUUGGCAGAAAAUUGCAGGACUAGUUUUCAGCAGUCUUUCUUCUGCAGGAUGUUGCUAGUAGUUCACAAUAUGGAUGUAAAGUCAUAUUAUUUUGAUUAGAGUGAAUUAUAGUAUGGUAUUUGUUGUGCUUUGAAACAAUACUAAACCUUAUAUGUAAUGGUUAUGUCCAAGAGUUUUUCAUUUGUAAUAGUCAAUUAAAAAAAGAUCUUCAAAACUGAACUCAUUCUGAAAGGAACACAGCCUGGUUUGAGAUAAUUUAACCUACACUUCAAAUAUCAUUUACUCCUAAUAUCUUACGACCCUCUUCUCUCCUCCCUCCCCACACCAUUGCCCACUUCUUCUAAAAUGGAGAAAUGAGCUUUUUGUUGCCACUGGGAAAGGCAUCAGUAUUUUAAGGAACCAGGGUAACCUUUAUGACCACUUUGAUUUUGCAGUAGGCAGUGCAGAAUCUUGUGUUGUUUCACCAUCUUGUCCCUUGUUUUCAUUACUUCAUCUUAAAAAUUUUGGACCCUGUUUCUGAAAACAAAUUGUCCUUAGUUCAUAUUUCUAAGUCUUCUUUUAAUAAUCACACAAUGAAGGAAUUUAAUAUUUCAGGGCUGUGCAGUUUUGUUAACAAGUAAUCAGCAAUUUUAGUUAUAAAUACUUUGGUUGAAGGAGUAAGCUAAAUAAAAGCAGGGUCUUUCCAUCAAUGGCUUAUUUGGGGAGUAGCAGGAGUAACUUAAAAGGUGAUAGUCAUUUGUAUUUUAAUAAGAUUAGUUAUGGUUUCUAUCAUGAAUGAAACAGUUCCUUAAAGGCUUACUUUCACCUUCUUACAGCUAAGUUAUGCUGUUGUAUAUCUAAAAAAAUACUUCUCGUCUGGUUAAUAUAAAACUCAGCCAUUUUCUUACCUAGAGAGGUAUUUCCAGAUUGCCCUUCGUGUACUUGUACUGCUGCAGUUAUCUUUGUAGGCAGACACCUAUACCAGUCAUAUUUAUGAGAUGCAAAUGAAGCCUCCUCCCAAUAACGCUUAUGUUGCAGUACAAGAUUGCUAGCUACAAUAGUCUUAUCAGUUGCAACAGGCAGGUGUACUGCAACAUAUUUGUUAUUAGGAGAAGGCUACAGUCCUUUUCAUGACAUGUCAAAAUAUCCUGCUACUGUGAAAAGAUUAGUUAGACUACAUAAAGGAAUAUUAAACAAUUUAUAAAUAGGAGUGGCUACUACUACAAUCUUGUACCCUAUGAAUUUUAGAAAGUCAUUUAAAAUUCUAUGUUGAGAACAUCUCUAGAGUUUGACUGAACCUUCUUAGGGUGAACGAAGACUGAAUGAUGAAUGUAACAUGUUCUAUGGAAAAGUGGGAUUGAUGUAUUUAAUCUUUUAAAUUUUAUUUCUUUGAGAGAUAUUAUGUGGUCUGUGUUUUGGUAUACAGACAUCUUGAAUGACAGUGCACUACCAAAUUACAAAAAGUAGUCAUAAGCACCUAACGCACAAUCUGAAGUAAACUUUUAUUGAUAGCUAUGUAAGACCAUAACAUUAUUAUUCUUGUGUGCAAUACUGUAUUGUAGACUUUGGUUGCAAUAAAUGAUGUCUUUUGGUUAAACAUGAAA